Xiphophorus hellerii (green swordtail) is the source of this 1923-nucleotide messenger RNA. RefSeq names its product Fc receptor-like protein 5. The coding region runs from base 1002 to 1811 and encodes 269 amino acids. The record is from RefSeq and is a predicted model, not a curated record. Gene Ontology annotation, molecular function: transmembrane signaling receptor activity. NCBI's taxonomy places the organism in Eukaryota, Metazoa, Chordata, Actinopteri, Cyprinodontiformes, Poeciliidae. Gene Ontology annotation, biological process: cell surface receptor signaling pathway; immune response. Gene Ontology annotation, cellular component: external side of plasma membrane. The transcript is spliced from 6 exons.
AAUUUAGUUUUUCAAUCUUUUCAUCAACAUAUUUCUUUACAAGUGGAAACAAAGUAAAGUAUUACAAUAAUAAGCUACAGUUAUGCUGUAAUCUGUCUCUGUAACAAUGUUGAUAAAGAAAAUAUGUUUUUGAUUUUAACAUUUUUAGUUUGUCUCCAGAUUUACCAUCCAAACAAAAAUAAAAAAUCAAUAUGAAGUAAUAAAGUCUGGAAUGAAACAAUUUUAAUUUUAAAAUCAAAGCAUCAAAUGAAACUUCAGAGAUUUUAACAUGAUUCAUUCUCUUCUCAUCAUGUGUCAAAAAUAAAUCUGAUUUGUGGUUUUUAGUUCUUCUUUUCGACAUUUCAAAGCCAUUUCCCUUUAAUCAGAAACUUGUUAUUUCACAACCAAACCAAUUCGCUGGAUUUUUAAAAGUAAACCCAGAAACCAGAUUUAGUUCUCAAAGCAGUUCUUUACAGUAACAAACAUUUCCAAAAACCCACAGAAAGACAUUUAAACUCUUCUGAAACAGCCCAUGUUCCCACAUAAUAAUUGCAUAAAUAUUACUUUGGUUUAGACUUUCUGAUUAGCUGCACGUGGAAAUGUGCAAAAAGAUAAAUAGAUCAGAAAGUAACAGACUGAUAAAAAUAAUAACUUCAUCUGCGGCUGCAGAAAUAAACACCUGAGAAAAUGAGGAAGCUGAAGUUUCACUGGUGACGUUCAGAAGAACAUCUGAAAUAUUUAGAUUUACCAAAACAUGUUGAGCAACAGUUGCUGCUACAAUUAAAAGUUUUUAAUUGUUCAAGAAAUCUAAUAGGAUGUUUUUAAGGAAUACAGACUCAUUUCAUCUCCAGGUGAUGCUGAGUUUGUGGGGUUUUCUCCUCCUGCUCUCGUCUUUGUGUUUCCUGGUUUGAGCUGCAGAGAAAAACUCUCAGAUCCUCUGACAUGCAGAGAUCCAGGAAGAGGAAGAGGAUGUUUUCAGUGAGGGUCAAACUGCUGCUGGUCUCAUUGGAUCCAGCUGCAGAAUGGAGGGAACAUCUGUCCUCAGGCUGCUGGCUCUGAUCUCUCUGCUGAGCCGCUCAACAAACCAAGUUCAUCUGACUGUGAGUCCCAGCAGAUCUCAGUUCUUUGAAUAUGAAUCAGUGAUUCUGAUCUGUGAGGAUGAAAACGGAUCUGAUGGAUGGACUGUGAGGAGAAACACAAGGAGAGGAAACAGGACUGAGUGUGUUUGGUGGGGGAUAUCAGCUGGUUCUACCUGUAAAAUCAGCUACUUGUUUGAACAUGAUACUGGUCUGUACUGGUGUGAGUCCAUGUCUGGAUCCUCCAGCAGCAGCAGCAGCAUCCAGCUCUCUGUCUCUGGUGGAUCAGUGAUCCUGCAGAGUCCUGUCCUCCCUGUGAUGGAGGGAGAUGACGUCACUCUGAGCUGCAGAGCAAAGAAUCCAACCCACAACCUCCCAGCUGCUUUCUAUAAAGAUGGCUCCUUCAUUGGUGAUGGACCAUCAGGUCACAUGACCCUCCUCCAUGUUUCCAGCUCUGAUGAAGGCCUCUAUAAAUGUAACAUCAGCCGUCAUGGAGAGUCUCCAUCCAGCAGGAUCUCUGUCAAAGGAAAACAUCCAACCACCGUCUCCCUCCACAGCAGGCUGGUCUGCCACCUGCUGGUGGUUUGUCCGUACUUCAUCUCCACCCUCCUCAUGCUGUCUUUAUUUCGCCAGAGAACCAAAGCAAACGACCCACCUGUGUCAGAGGAAAUGACCUCAUCCUUCCACGCUGGGCAGGGAUUGGACGAUGUGUAUGAAAACGUCAUCAGUGAUGUGACGACACAGCAUCACUUCUGACAUAAACUGGUUUCCAAACAUUCAGCAGAAAUGUGAAAAAACUGCUUUACAAAACUUCAACCAUUUUAUGCUCUAAAAAAUCUCUAAAUAAAAUAAUUUACCAAAAAUCAAA